Molecule: messenger RNA, 1065 nt
Organism: Rhizoctonia solani
Lineage: Eukaryota; Fungi; Basidiomycota; Agaricomycetes; Cantharellales; Ceratobasidiaceae
Product: Zinc-binding dehydrogenase
Exons: 4
Coding region: 1-1065 (354 amino acids)
Molecular function (GO): oxidoreductase activity, acting on NAD(P)H
Source: RefSeq, a predicted model, not a curated record
AUGGCCCAACACAAAGCAUUACUCCUUCUUGAAAAGUAUGGCGAACUCGAAGUAAAGACUCGUCUCACCCCUAUCCCGCAGGGAGGUCAAGCUCUCGUCAAGGUUAAUGCUGCUGCAAUCAACCCUGCAGAUUGGAAGGCCAAAAAUUUCCCGACCGUUCUGGGAGUCGACGGUGCUGGAAUCGUCGAAGUAGUCGGUCCAGAAGUGACCAACUUCAAGGUCGGAGAUAGAGUGUUUUUCCAGGGACUUUAUGAUAGUUCCGAUGAAACAGUAUUCCAAGAGAAAGCUAUCGUCGAUACCGAUAUCAUUUCCAAGAUCCCAGACAACAUCACUGAGGACGAAGCGUCGACUAUUCCAUCCGCUACUAUUGCGGCGUGGGUUGGUCUCUUCCAAAAGACUGGCAUCGAAGUUCCAACAAGCAGCCCUACCGCCAAUGGAAAGGGUGUUCUAAUCUUAGGAGGAAGUUCGUCCGUUGGCCAAUUUGGUGGGUGGUGUUUCGGAGUAUCAAUUUCUAUUUCAUAUAUAUUAUUUACCGACCCGGAACUUGACCAAGGCAUCCAACUCGCUCGCAUUGCUGGUUUCUCACCAAUUGUCACUACUGCAUCGGCUCAGCACGCCGACUUCCUCAGGUCACUUGGAGCAACUCGUGUCUUUGACCGCAACGUGGAUACAAAAGCUGUCCAAUCCGCUUUCCCCACACCUGUGUCUCUUGUUCUAGACUCAAUCUCCAUUGCUGCUACUCAGGAGUUCGCUUUUGAGGUCUUGACUACUCCCUCUCCUGUACCGGACGCACACCUUGUACUCGUGCUCCCGCCCACCGAUUCGCUCAAUGAGCAGAACUCUGGAGAAACGAUUGCCGUGCAUACUGCCUACGGUAGCUCUCAUAGGUUUAAGGACCUAACCAUGCCAUUCUGGCGAAAUAUCGAACAGUGGAUCAAGGAUGGCAAAUUUGUACCCAACCGAGUACAAGUAGUGAAGGGAGGUCUGGCUGCGCUGCCGGAGGCUAUAGAUCUCUCGCGCAAGGGUGUGAGCGGUGUCAAGGUUGUCAUCCACCCUCAGGAGUAA